AUGGCAGAAAACAUCACCAGACAGCAAAUUAAAGACAUCAAUUCAGCUUUGGCGUACUCAAUCGCCUAUGAGUCCAAAGACAAAGGUGAUAUUGAGCAAAUAGCCCUGUUCUGCCGAUAUGAAGAGCAUAUAAGAGCAAUUCAGGCAGAGAAGGACGGUUUGAGUGCAGUGGAUCAUCCGUACAUUGCUCUUCUCAAGGAGUCAUUUGAAGAAAAUGAUAAAACAUACAUUGUAACUGAGUACUGUGAAGGAGGAGAUCUAGCAAAGAAGAUUGAAGAACAAAAUGGACACCCCUUUCCGGAGGACAAGAUUCUUGACUGGUUUGUGCAGAUCUGCUUGGCCCUUAAGAACAUCCAUGAGAAAAACAUUCUUCACAGAGACAUCAAGCCUCAUAACAUCUUUUUGACUGGAGAAGGGUACAUCAGUCUAGGAGACUUCGGAAGUUCAAGAGUCUUGGACAUAUCUGAACUUUAUGCCAGUAAAAAAACAGGGUCAUUCUUCUAUAUGUCACCAGAGAUUAUGGAGAAAAGGCCUUACAAUAACAAAAGUGACCUCUGGUCCUUGGCAUGGGUUCUCCAUGACCUCUGCAUGCCAGAAAUUUUUUCCAGUGCCACAAAACGUCUUAUCAAAUUUGCUGCAAGCUUAGAGGGCUCCCCCCCAUCUGUCUCUGCUCAUUACUCUAGUGAUCUGGAAUCACUUAUCAGAGAGCUACUGAGUGUGAAUCCUGAAGACAGACCUUCAGUGGAUGAAAUAUUGGCAAAACCAUUCCUGUCAAAUAUAGUUCGGAAAAACCAAAGGGUACCCGAGAAGGUAGAAAGCAAGCUCUGCGAAAGUGCCGAGAGUUUAAUCCCACUCUAUAAUGAUCAUUUUGAGGAUCUUGAGUCACUCGUGAGAAAGUGGAAGGAGCUAACUGACAAUCUGGAAACCUUUCAUCGAGGUGCUACUAUUGGCAGUCUUUCAGGAGGAGUAAGUGGUGCAGUAGGAGGUAUCAUGACUAUUGUGGGAGCUGCCUUAGCCCCCUUCACCCUUGGUGCCUCUCUGAUUGUGACAGGAGUGGGCAUUGGACUGGCGGCAGUUGGUGGAGUGACAGGUGCUGCCUCAAAUAUUACAAAUGUGGCCAAACAGAAGACACUCCGGUCAAGUAUAGAAGACAUACAGAAAGAAAUUAGGGAGAAGAGUGAGCCCAUUGUCAAAUGUCUGGGAGAAUUAAAGAAGUACCUCAAAAAAGUUCAGAGGUUUGGAACUUUUGCACAGACACAAGCUAAAGAGAUUCCCAUAUUUGACAAUGUUCUUGUUGGAGCCAGAGCAGGGAGAAAUGUAGCUUGGAUGGGACAUUUGGCUGAAUUAAUAAACAUUGCCAACAUUGCUGGUGAGGCUGUGAGGGCAGUUCGUGUAGCAACAAUAGUGACAGGAGCAAUCUUUCUCCUGCUCGAUGUCAUUUUCAUUUAUAGAGAUGCCAGAGAAAUCCAUGAAAUGAAUAACAAGAAAGAUGCCAGAGAUGAUGAGAUAAAAUCAAACAUACUAAAGGCCAUUAAUGAGAUGAGGAAGGCACAAGAAGAAUACAACACCUUCUUAAAACGGUUCAAAGAGGCAAAGGAGGACCUGGAGAAAUAUCUGCUGUGUCAAUAA
Molecule: messenger RNA, 1629 nt
Organism: Chanos chanos (milkfish)
Lineage: Eukaryota; Metazoa; Chordata; Actinopteri; Gonorynchiformes; Chanidae
Product: serine/threonine-protein kinase Nek6-like
Exons: 8
Coding region: 1-1629 (542 amino acids)
Biological process (GO): lipoprotein metabolic process; protein phosphorylation; lipid transport
Cellular component (GO): extracellular region
Molecular function (GO): lipid binding; protein kinase activity; ATP binding
Source: RefSeq, a predicted model, not a curated record